This is a messenger RNA of Laccaria bicolor S238N-H82, 2163 nucleotides long. RefSeq lists its product as uncharacterized. Gene Ontology annotation, biological process: rRNA processing. Lineage: Eukaryota; Fungi; Basidiomycota; Agaricomycetes; Agaricales; Hydnangiaceae. The transcript has 5 exons. Gene Ontology annotation, cellular component: Mpp10 complex; sno(s)RNA-containing ribonucleoprotein complex; small-subunit processome. The record is from RefSeq and is a predicted model, not a curated record. The coding region runs from base 1 to 2163 and encodes 720 amino acids.
AUGGCCUUGCCCAAGGAACUUGGAAAUGUCUCUGUCUUUCUUCAUGAACCCUCACAGUUUUUUGCCUCUGGGAGUCAGGGUGCCCAAACUUCAACCUUAGCUGCUGUCAAGUACCUCUUUGAUCUGUCGAUUGAGUCCGAAAAUACUUCAAGACCUCAUAUCGUGGCCCUGCUAUCUUCUUUGCAGCCCUCUCAUGCUCCUCAGACAAGGUCUCAAGCUCGGGCGAAUGCAGCCUCUCCCAGACCCCCGCCUGUUUCGAAAGGGAUCUGGAACCCAACACCUCUAACGUCGCUAUUCAUUGAUGGUUUGGACGAAGAUCAAGUUUGGGCUCAACUGGAUCUCCGGACAAAGCCUGUUUGUGAUAUGCUUGAAAAUGUUCUAGAAGGGGACCCUGCAGAAGACGACGUCAGUGAAGACGGAGAGCAAGCUGAAAGGCUACGAGAUGCUCUGGCCGCUCUUGGAGAAGAUCCGGAAGCUGACAUGGAUCAGUUUUUUGACGACAUUGAAAGUGAUGACUCUAGUCUCUCAGAGAAUUUUGCGGAGGAGAGCGGGGAUGAAACGGAGGAUAGCGUUGAAGGUGGUGAGGAGGACUUUAACGAAGAAGGUGUCAUGACAUUGCGUGGCCCAUCGUCGGACGAAGAAUCUGAGGAUGAAUCGCUGAAUAGCCGACGAAGACCAGCUCAUCCAAAACAAGGAAAAUCUGUGCUGGACGACGGAUUUUUCGACCUCUCCGCUUUCAACGCCGAAACAGAACAAGCAGAAGCGAGAUCCGCAUCAAAAGGUCGCUUGGCGGACGAAGAUGAUUCUGAUGACGACGCGUCCGUAGACCUUUUCGCUCCCAUAGCUCAGGGUUCGAACUUUGAAGAAGACGACCUCGAAAACGAUCCCGGAGAAGCAUUUUAUGGCGACUUUUUUGAAGCCCCUCGUAAAAGUGUCUCCCGAGUGAAAAAAGUACCAUCACAGGCGAAAAUAUCAAAUGGGCCUGGCGGAGUACGUUUUCAUCAAGAAGUGCGGGUUAGGACGAUCAAACCCUCAGGCAAGAAUAAAUCAUUGUAUGAGGAUGAUGAAGACGACGAAGACGAGGAUGACGAAUUCCCUGUGAGCAAUACCCUUGACGUAGAGAUGGCGGAGAACGACGAUAUGGAGUUGGAUCUAGAAGAUGAAUCUCAAGACUCCGACGAGGAGUCUCGUGAUGAAACGCGGAAUUCAGGGCACAGGGAGACGAUUGAGAGGUUAAAAGACGAUUUGUUUGCGGAGGAGGAGGACGACGCUCUCCUCGAAGAUUUGACCGCACACGAACAACGAAUGGCUGCGUUGCGUCAAGAGAUUGCGGAGCUGGAAUCAGAAAAUGUCACCAAGAAGUCAUGGACGUUGAUGGGAGAAGCUGGCUCUCGAGCUCGACCGCAAAACUCGCUCUUGGAAGAGGAUCUGGAAUUUGAUCGCGUCAUGAAGGCUGUACCGAUUAUCACAGAAGAGAUAGUCCAAAGUUUAGAAGAAACAAUAAAGGCUCGAAUUUUAGAAAACCGAUUCGACGAUGUUGUCAGGUUGCGCCCACUCGAAGACAAGCCUUUUCUACCCUCUCGAUUGCUUGAACUACAAGAUACAAAAUCCAUUCAAUCUCUGGCGCAAAUAUAUGAGAAUGAUUAUAUCGAUAGCGCAGGAGCUGAAGCUGCAGAUGAUCGUGAUGGUAAACUGAAGAAGGAACAUGAUGCCAUCGAGGCACUUUGGGAGAAGAUAUGUGGAAAAUUGGAUGCAUUGUGCAAUGCACAUUUCACUCCCAAGCAGCCCAAAGCCGUGAUUUCAGCCAUUGCCAAUGUUUCGACGACGACCCUCGAGUCUGCUCUCCCAACAACAAAGUCCGCUGCCACAAUGCUCGCCCCCGAAGAAGUCUUUUUACCCUCAUCUUCGGAACCACGCGCUCGAAGUGAACUUACACCCACCGAGAAACGCUCUUUACGCGGAAAAGAACGCAAAAUGAAAAAGAAGCAACGCGACGCAUUGAACACCUCCGUUGACAAAUUUGCCAGGGCAAAGAGUAUUGGAGGUGUGAAAAGGCAAAAACGAGCAGCAUUAGAGAGUGUUGUGAAACGCGGAAAGGGAGUUACCGUGGUAGGAAAGCAGAAGAAGGACUCGACGAAGAAGCACGACCGUAAAAGGACAUGA